CAAAGAUGGACCACUUCACAAAUGGUUACAAAGUCAUACCCACUUCUUCCACAAUGACCACAGCAAAUGACCAAGCAUGAACUAAAGAAUUGAUUGUGGUAAGACAUCUUUCACUGAGAAAUAAUUAAAAUGGAGCAUGAUGGGUCGGCUUCAAAUGCUGAUAAAAUCCACCAGAAUCGCCUGUCGAAUGUGACGGAAGAUGAAGACCAAGAUGCCGCUCUCACCAUUGUGACCGUGCUGGACAAAGUCGCUGCCAUUGUGGACAGCGUGCAGGCCAGCCAGAAGAGGAUAGAGGAAAGACACAGGGUCAUGGAGAAUGCCAUCAAGUCCGUCCAGAUUGACCUGCUCAAGUUUUCACAGUCUCACAGCAACACGGGCUAUGUCAUUAACAAGUUGUUUGAGAAAACCCGAAAGGUCAGUGCUCACAUUAAAGACGUGAAGGCCCGGGUGGAGAAGCAACAAACUCACGUUAAAAAAGUUGAAGCUAAGCAAGAAGAAAUAAUGAAGAAGAACAAAUUCCGUGUGGUCAUAUUCCAGGAGGAGGUUCAGUGUCCGACGUCCCUGUCUGUCGUGAAAGACAGAAGCUUGAUUGAGAGUCCAGGGGAGGAGGACGAAGUCUUCGAUACCCCAGUUGAUCUGUCUUCGGACGAAGAAUAUUUUGUUGAAGAGAGCAGGUCUGCCAGGCUUAGAAAGUCAGGCAAGGAGCGCAUUGAUAACAUCAAAAAGGCCUUUUCCAAAGAAAACAUGCAGAAGACACGGCAGAAUUUUGACAAGAAAGUAAACAGAAUUAGGACUAGAAUAGUGACCCCAGAGAGGAGAGAGCGGCUGAGGCAGUCGGGGGAGAGACUGAGGCAGUCGGGGGAGAGACUGAGGCAGUCCGGGGAGAGGUUUAAGAAAUCUAUUUACAACGCUGCUCCCUCAAGGGAAGCUUUUAAGAUGCGUGGCCUUCGGAAAACCAAAGACAGCGCAGUGGCUGAGGGUCCAGAAGAGGUCAGGGAGAUGGGGGUGGACAUCAUUGCCAGGGGUGAGGCUCCGGGCCGCAUUGGUGAGCUCUACCCCGAGGCGCUCAGUGAAACAGACCCUGAGGAGGCCAGUGCCACGCAUCCUCCCCAAGAAGGUGGGGAGAUCUCGACCCCCGAGCCUCUAAAAGUUACUUUUAAACCCCAGGUGAAAGUAGAGGAUGAUGAAUCUCUUUUGCUAGAUUUAAAGCAGUAAUUAUAAAGAGGAAUUCAGUAUAUUAUAAUCAUAGGUCUCCUUAAUCACACAAUCUUAGUUUAAUUAGUAUAGUCACUUACAUGUAUAUGCCAUGUAGGAAAACAUCAAUGAUAUGCUUGCUUCAUUUCUUAGGUUUAAAAUCUUCAAGAUAAUAAGUUAUUAAUAUACAUUUCCUUGUAACUUCCUGGGGAAUUCUUUUUUUUUUUCCCCUCCCCUGGAGAACUUUUUUUUAAAUCUCUCCUCCCCCAGGGCUUAUUUGAUUCUGUCAGCUUUCUCUCUUAGAUCACUGUCAUGGCAGCUGUGGAUUUUUAAGUUCCUUUAUCUUGCCCAUCAAAAAAAAAAAUAGUUUCUUAGUGAGGGCCAAUUAGGUGUUUGCUAGUCUACAACAAAUGAAGGGCAAAUUUGUGGCCAUGAUUUAUUUGCAAGUCAACUCUUGAUUUUGGUCUAGAUUAAUACAACGGGAAUAACUCAUGUAUGGAUUUUAUCUAUCUGUUCAAAUCAAUAGAUCUGUCAGUAAGUUAGUGGUCACACCCCUUUUUGGUGCCUUUGCAUAAAAACACUGAAGUCCUGGACUCGAUCACUCGGUUCUGGCAUCAGAGCCUUGCUUAUAGCGAGCCACUUGGCAAGUCAUCUGCUAAUUGUCUGGUCAGUGAAAUGAAGAGAGUUCACCUGUCCUGCCCACUCCAGAAGACUGCUGUGAAGAUUAAUGAAAUGUUACACAUUCUGGGGGGAGCCAGAACCAUUUCCAGAGAAAAGAAACCCCACUGGUUCCUCAAAAACAGAAUGGAAGUCAUUACAUCUUCUGAAAAAGCCCUGAGCUCCAAGCAGCGAGGACCUAGGUGGGACAGACACUAAAGUUGGUUUUCCUUUUCACAGAAUCAGGAAUGAAAAAUAAAGGUUUGGGAGACAUCUUUUUCAUCAGAGACUAAAUUCAGACCUUGGGUUUGAGUUGGGUCUUAAAACAUUUCCUGGAAAAUUCUUCUCUGAUUAUCUUCUGCACAGAUCUCUGCUGGACUAGAGCAGCAUGUUUGAGCAUCAUGAACUCUGCAACUGUGGCUGUAGCUUCAAGAGGCCUCUCUAAAGUCAGUCCUUGUGCAGUGUUUGGAAAUGACCUCAUAUGUUUCUGAUUUCUGGAGUGAACACCUCAAGGGCCCACCUGUCUAAAACAGUGUUCAGGGAGUUCAUCACAGCUGCUUUGGGAGGAAGCCAGAUUCUACCUGUCAGUUAGCUGUAAAUCUGACUGAUCAGCUAACUAGCUGAUCCAGAAGUAGAUGUUAUUGUUAAAGAGAAAAAUGGUCAUACUGGUUCUUCAAUUAUGUAUGUUUAAAUCUUUUGAUUUGAGAAAGAGAAGAAAUGAAAUUAUGGAAUUUGAGGAAUUUGAAGAGUUUUGGACAACAGCUUUCAGAUCAGUUUUAGAUGCUCUGGUAGUAACUAAAAAUUGUACACGCACACACACAAAUCAGCUUUAAAAUAUUUAACUGAGUUACCCAGCCAUUUGGGUUUGGGAGUUUGAUUCGGUAUCAUUUCCUCUUCACUGUGCAUACAUAAAAUCAUGAAUUGUUCAUCUCAUUAUGUUUUUAUAAAGUGUAUACAGCUUUGAAUAAUACUUCAAAAGGAAUAAUUUUUAAAAUGUUAUGGUUUAGCAAAAGCUUGGAUGCCUAAUCAAAUAUUUCCUUAAAGCCAUAAUAAAUUUGAAUUAAAAAA
Molecule: messenger RNA, 2919 nt
Organism: Dama dama (fallow deer)
Lineage: Eukaryota; Metazoa; Chordata; Mammalia; Artiodactyla; Cervidae
Gene: CAVIN4
Product: caveolae associated protein 4
Exons: 3
Coding region: 130-1215 (361 amino acids)
Biological process (GO): regulation of gene expression
Cellular component (GO): cytoplasm; caveola
Source: RefSeq, a predicted model, not a curated record